AUUUUGCUGAAACACCCCACCUGCUGCCCAGCUUGUUUGUUGCCAGUGAGGUUCAUCUUGAGAAAAGAUUUUCACCAAGAAGCAGCUCACGGUGUAGGAUUUCUCACACUAUUGAUGUAGAUCAGAUACCAUGAUUCAAUAGAGACACAGGUCGGGGCAGUGAAGUGCCUGCUGCUGAAGGAUGAACGGAGAAGAGGAAUUCUUUGACGCCGUCACAGGCUUUGAUUCUGAUAACUCUUCUGGGGAAUUUUCAGAAGCAAAUCAGAAGGUCACUGGAAUGAUUGACUUGGACAGCAGCAAAAGUAAUAGGAUUGGGAAAAUUGGGGAGAGGCCCCCUCAGGAGAAUGGAAUUCAAAAACACAGGACGUCCCUGCCUGCCCCGAUGUUCACCAGGAGCGACUUCAGUGUCUGGAGCAUCCUGAAGAAGUGCAUUGGCCUGGAGCUGUCCAAGAUCACGAUGCCGAUAGCUUUCAACGAGCCUCUGAGUUUCCUCCAGCGGAUCACAGAGUACAUGGAGCAUGUGUACCUCAUCCACAAAGCCUCCCACCAGUCCCAGCCCCUGGAAAGGAUGCAGUCUGUAGCUGCCUUUGCGGUUUCCGCCGUGGCUUCCCAGUGGGAGAGGACUGGCAAACCGUUCAAUCCACUCUUGGGAGAAACAUAUGAAUUAAUCAGGGAAGAUUUAGGAUUCAGAUUUAUAUCUGAACAGGUCAGUCACCACCCCCCCAUCAGCGCAUUUUAUUCCGAAGGUCUCAACCAAGACUUUGUGUUUCAUGGCUCCAUCUACCCGAAGCUCAAGUUCUGGGGGAAGAGCGUGGAGGCGGAGCCGCGCGGGACCAUCACACUGGAGCUUCUCGAACAUAAUGAAGCCUACACCUGGACCAACCCCACCUGCUGUGUGCACAACGUCAUCAUUGGGAAGCUGUGGAUAGAGCAGUAUGGGAUGGUGGAGAUUUUAAACCACAGAACUGGAGAUAAGUGUGUACUUAACUUUAAACCAUGUGGGCUGUUUGGAAAAGAACUUCACAAGGUGGAAGGGCACAUUCAAGACAAAAACAAAAAGAAGCUGUUUAUGAUCUAUGGCAAAUGGACGGAGUGUUUGUGGGGCAUCGAUCCUGUUUCAUAUGAAUCCUUCAAGAAGCAAGAGCGGAGAGGCGACCACCCCAGAAAGGCUAGGCCGGAUGAUGGCUCCCGGAAAGCUGACAGUGACGUGGCUGACGAUGUGCCCGUGGUUCAGGAGACCGUGCAGGUCAUUCCAGGCAGCACACUUCUCUGGAGGAUCAACACCCGGCCCCCCAACUCUGCCCAGAUGUAUAAUUUCACCAGCUUCACUGUGAGUCUCAACGAGCUGAAGACAGGCAUGGAGAAGACUCUGCCGCCUACAGACUGCCGCCUGCGCCCCGACAUCCGCGGCAUGGAGAACGGCAACAUGGACCUGGCCAGCCAGGAGAAGGAGCGGCUGGAGGAGAAGCAGAGAGAAGCCCGCAGGGAGCGAGCCAAAGAGGAGGCAGAGUGGCAGACCAGGUGGUUUUACCCAGGCAAUAAUCCCUACACUGGGACUUCCGACUGGUUAUAUGCAGGAGAUUACUUUGAGCGGAAUUUCUCAGACUGCCCAGAUAUCUACUGAGGUGCUGGAGGGUCCGUGGACCCUGAGGUGUAAGGCUGGACUCCCUGGAACGGCCACUCUGAGCUUCGUCACGGCAAAAACCAGCUUUUCUAGCGACU
Molecule: messenger RNA, 1722 nt
Organism: Galeopterus variegatus (Sunda flying lemur)
Lineage: Eukaryota; Metazoa; Chordata; Mammalia; Dermoptera; Cynocephalidae
Gene: OSBPL2
Product: oxysterol binding protein-like 2
Exons: 14
Coding region: 182-1624 (480 amino acids)
Cellular component (GO): membrane; intracellular membrane-bounded organelle; cytosol
Molecular function (GO): cholesterol binding
Source: RefSeq, a predicted model, not a curated record